This is a messenger RNA of Eruca vesicaria subsp. sativa (arugula), 1924 nucleotides long. The record is from the annotation of a GenBank genome assembly. NCBI's taxonomy places the organism in Eukaryota, Viridiplantae, Streptophyta, Magnoliopsida, Brassicales, Brassicaceae.
UUUAGACUUUAGUAAUCGUGUCACCCUGUCCCGCUAUUCCAGCUCCCCACCCAAUUCAUUCUCCGCUUGUUCGAUCGAGAAUCUCCGAUCAUCGUCUUCCAACAAAUUUCCAUGGAAAAUCGUUCGAUAGGGUUCUGGGCAUUUGGGAUCCUGCUCCUCGUGAGCUUGAUCGGAUCUUCCGAGGCCUCGAUCCACGACUACAAGAACGAAAAAUUCAUCGCACAAGCCAACGCUCGAUUCUUCCAUGGCGGCAGCGAAGGUCUCUACGCUUCCAAGUUUCAAGACCUAAACACUUCUGAUCUUUCUCUUAAAGGAAAGUCCUUUAUAAGGUUUGAUGAUGUAACCUUUGUGAGGACUAUUGAAUCCGCUAGCAAACAGAAUCCAAUGCAGUCUACUGCAGGUUUGGUUGAAGCAAUACUACUUGAGGUGAAAGACCGUGUUCGAAUUGGUGGAUCUUUUCUCAAAAGCAAUGCUAUUUGCUGUACUCCUGAUCUUGCUGAUACUGGUUCUUGCACUCUUGGUGAAGUUAUUAUCAAGAGAGAUUCUAGUGAUGAUGUGUGGCCAAGACAGAUCAAGACUUUCUUUAGAGGGAACAAGACAGAAGUUACCAUGUCUCCAGAAACUGUGGUUAUAAACAAGACAGGGAUGUACUAUCUUUAUUUCGUGAUAUGUGACCCGGGCUUGGAUGGUACUGUAAUCAGAGGAAGAACGGUUUGGAAGAAUCCUGAUGGUUAUUUACCAGGAAAGGUGGCUCCGUUGAUGAAGUUCUUUGGGUUCAUGUCCUUAGCUUAUCUCUUGCUUGGUCUUGUUUGGUUUCUUAGGUUUGUUAAGUUUUGGAAGGAUAUCAUUCAGCUGCACUAUCAUAUCACUUUGGUUAUUGCGCUUGGUAUGUGUGAAAUGGCUGUUAGGUACUUUGAGUAUGCUAAUUUCGACUCCACUGGGAUGAGACCAAUGGAUAUUACUCUGUGGGCGGUGACCUUUUCUUCUGUUAAAAAGACGCUUUCAAGGCUUCUUCUUUUGGUCGUCUCUAUGGGGUUUGGGGUAGUGAAGCCUACCCUUGGUGGCAUUACCUCGAGGGUACUUCUUCUUGGAGUCAUAUAUUUUGUUGCAACAGAGGCUCUUGAGUUGGUUGAGCAUUUGGGAAACAUUAAUGACUUCUCUGGGAAAACAGUGAUAUAUUUGGUGAUUCCCGUGGCUUUACUGGACGCUUGCUUUAUUCUGUGGAUUUUCUCAUCAUUGGCAAGAACACUAGAGAAACUUCAGAUUAAGAGAAACAUGGCUAAGCUUGAGCUUUAUAGAAAUUUUACUAACGCGCUUGCUAUCUCUGUUCUGCUCUCGAUUGCUUGGAUUGGCUUUGAGCUUUACUUCAACGCAAGUGACCCUUUAAGUGAAUUCUGGCGAAUGGCCUGGAUCAUUCCAGCGUUUUGGAAUCUACUUUCUUAUGGCCUAUUAGCAGUCAUAUGCAUCCUUUGGGCUCCAUCUAACAAUCCAACCAGGUACUCAUACUUAGCAGAAACAGGGGAUGAGGUUGAAGAGGAAGGUAUAUCAUUGACGAGUGGUGGAAUUAAGGUUACAGGUGAUAUUGAAAGGAAUGAACUUCUAUACGGGCUUGCCGACGAGGUUGAGGAGGACAAACGCGAGUAAACUUCAGGUUACAAACAUCUAAUGAAUGUAUACCUUGCUGAGUAGUUUGUAGUGUAAGUCAUGCAUCCUAGUUUGUAACCUUUGUGUAAAUCUUUGAACUUUUGUGCCUGAGUAAGUUGUUUUAUGACCCUUGAGGACUUAUUUACUCCGAUCAAAGUUCUUGUAGUCUUAUUUGUUUACUAUAAGGACAAACGUUCCAUCAAAGUUCUUGCAUAACAGACUGCUUAUUUAAAGAGUUAAAGCAGCUUCACGCAUAGGUUUUGUGAUGGAUAGUUAAGAA